Molecule: messenger RNA, 1998 nt
Organism: Sycon ciliatum
Lineage: Eukaryota; Metazoa; Porifera; Calcarea; Leucosolenida; Sycettidae
Exons: 4
Coding region: 436-1170 (244 amino acids)
Source: RefSeq, a predicted model, not a curated record
UGCUCUUCGUUUCCAUGUUUCAGGGGCUUGUGGGAACUUUUGCGAUGGUCCUAUAAUAUAAGCGCCAAUGCACUUGCCAGCACUGCAACCCCUGUAUCUGCCUGUCUGGGCUAGUAUGCAGUUGACCAUUGGCAUUGAUUGCACGGCCAGCAGCACCUCGGUGUCAAGACAUUGCAGAUGCAGUGAACUGACGGUGGCCAAGAACUCGAAAGCCCUUCUCUGAUAGACCCAUAACCCAUUGCUGAAGAGAUCUUGUACUCCAUCUCGCCCGACCUGGAGCGCCACUUUUUUGAAGGUCGGCUCCCUGACUAGUUCGAAGGUAGCACUUUCCAGACGUGUGCGGUAUGUGCGUGCGGAUGGGAUUUUACACAGCUCGAAGGACAACAGAAUGCUGUAGCGAGGAAGCAAGUGGCGCUCUGGGAGAAGAAAGCGGAGAUGGCCAAAGACCCGUCACUUCCUCCGGAGGUGAAGAAGUUCCUUGCUGACCGUGCGGACACGUUUUUGUGUAUGCUUGGUGGAAGCAGAGAUACACUUGCCGUGGCAUCAUCGUCGUCCGACACUAUCGAGCCGGCUGUGGAUCUGGCCGAGUUAUGGAUGCUGUGCUGCCAGCAUGUCGGUGCUGGGCAUUCGGAUGUGAUCCUGCGUGUUGCUCGGAUGUGCGAUGCUCUACGGAGCGAAGAUGAGUUUGUUCGUUUUCUAAGUCACUUCUGUCAGGAGGAACAGUGUGGCGGUUCUGAUCGAACAUUGAAGGUUUCCAUCAUGUCACCUCUCAUGGCAAGGAAAAGAUGCCGGCAGUACCCGCGUCCAUUGUGGUGCUUCUUGGUGCUCAAGCAUGUCUUUAUCAUCAAGAAGAAGGGCAUAGAUGUUAGCAAUCAAAUUCGUGAUUUGCCAGCUAUCGAUUCGAGCCUAGCGAGCUGGAUUGCUCUUGCAGUUUCUCCUCCUGCCUGUGUCCCGGCCAUACAACCUGCUCCUGCCCGCGUCCCUGCCAUACAACCUGGUCCUGCCCACGCCGGGACGGCCAUACAACCUGCUCCUGCCCGCGCCGGGACGGCCAUACAACCUGCUGCUGCCUGUGUCUCGGCCACACUGCCUGCUGCUGCCCGUGCCGGGAUGGCCAUACUGCCUGUUGUACCAGGCAUGGAUUUGCCACCAGCUAGCAGGGGUACAUGAGCUACUGCCGGCAGUUCGACCGCGAUCCCGUGUGCCAUCGGCGCAGCUUUUUCCCCGUGACAAAUGCUGUUCUCAACAUACCCAUGAGCUAGACCUGGCAUUCAGUAUGGCUUACCAUUGAAGUGAGUGAUUGUGGGAAAGAUAUUGGGUGAAUCCCAUGCUAUUACGCACCAAAGGAAGGAAUUAGUACUGUUUUUCGAGACUGGGACCGAGACAAUUAUCAUCACACUUCUCUACUUGUUUUGGCUGCCACGUAUGCGGCAGUGCUUCUUUAGACAGCACACCCACUAGAGACUGCACAGCUGUUACUGCAUAUCUAUCUAUUAUAAUGUACGUGUGUAUGUGUGUGUGUGUGUGUGUGUGUGUGUGUGUGUGUGUGUGUGUGUGUGUGUGUGUGUGUGUGUGUGUGCGUGUGUGUGCGUGUGUGUGCGCGCGUGCGUGUGUGUGUGUGUGUGUAUGUGUGUGUGUGUGCGUGCGCCCGCACGUGUGUAUUUGCGUACUUCUUUGAAGUAUGUGAGAGAGACAUUAGAUGGUCUACCAUGAAAUGAUUAUAUUUCACCAUAAUUAUAGGCCUUUUUGGUAUUUUUCUUGUCCUCUUGCCGCAAAGUGCUGUUUUCCUGUUCUUCCUGCCCACUUCUUCCUACCCACUUCUUCCUACCCACUUCUUCGGAAAGUUCCUAGUAGACUUUAGGACGUAGCGUUAGAUGUGUUCUCAUCACUGACUCCUGUCGUUAGUAUCGUCAGAUUUGACUUUCUUUUAUUCCCAUAGCUAUGCAAAAUACGUUACCUUAGUAGCAUCUGGCGCUAGCCACGGUGCACAGCGCUCUA